Molecule: messenger RNA, 4074 nt
Organism: Rotaria sp. Silwood2
Lineage: Eukaryota; Metazoa; Rotifera; Eurotatoria; Philodinida; Philodinidae
Source: the annotation of a GenBank genome assembly
AUGUAUCUUAAUGAGGCCACGCUAUUAAACAAUAUUCGUCGUCGUUAUAAAAAAGAUUUAAUUUAUACUUAUGUAGCAAAUAUUUUAAUUGCAAUUAAUCCUUAUAAACAAUUAUCUAAUCUGUAUUCCAUUGAUGCUAUCAAACGUUAUAAUGGAAAAUCACUUGGUAUUAUGCCACCACAUGUUUAUGCUAUUGGUGCACUUAUGUAUCUUAAUGAGGCAACGCUAUUAAACAAUAUUCGUCGUCGUUAUAAAAAAGAUUUAAUUUAUACAUAUGUAGCAAAUAUUUUAAUUGCAAUUAAUCCUUAUAAACAAUUAUCUAAUCUGUAUUCGAUUGAUGCUAUCAAACGUUAUAAUGGAAAAUCACUUGGUGUUAUGCCACCACAUGUUUAUGCUAUUGUUGCGUUUGUUAAUAAAUCAAUACCAUUUAGUUCAUCAACUUCAUAUAUUGGUAUUCUUGAUAUAGCUGGUUUUGAAUAUUUUCCUAUUAAUUCAUUUGAACAAUUUUGUACUAAUUAUUGUAAUGAAAAAUUACAACAAUUUUUCAAUGAACGUAUAAUCAAAGAAGAACAAUUAUUAUAUGAAAAAGAAGGUCUUGGUUUGAAAAAAAUUAGUUAUAUUGAUAAUCAAGAUUGUAUUGGUGAUAAAGCAUAUCGGGAUAUGCGUCAUGUCAAACAAAGUCAAUCAAUAAUAAUAUCAGGCGAAUCUGGAGCAGGUAAAACUGAAUCAGCUAAAUAUGUUUUACGAUAUUUAACUGAAUCAUACGGCGUACAUAAUGGUCAAAUUGAAGAUCGUAUAAAUGAAUCCAAUCCAUUAUUAGAAGCUUUCGGCAAUGCUAAAACAACUCGUAAUAAUAAUUCAAGUCGUUUUGGCAAAUUUAUUGAAGUUCAUUUUAAUGAUAAACAUCGUGUUGUCGGUGGUUAUAUAUCUCAUUAUUUACUUGAAAAAUCUCGCGUAUGUGUUCAAUCAAAAGAUGAACGAAAUUAUCAUGUAUUUUAUCAACUAUGUGCUGGUGCAUCUGAAAGUACUCGAAGAGAAUUACGUCUUUCGUCACCAGAUAAUUUUCAUUUUAUAUCAAAAGGUCCAUUACAUGAUCCACAGUUAGAUGAUCUUAAUAAUUUUAAUGAAUGUAAUCAAUCAAUGGAUCAAAUGGGUUUAACAACACAAGAUAAAUUAAAUAUUUAUAGUACAGUUGCAGCUGUUCUACAUGUUGGAAAUAUUGAUUUUGAAGAUAAUCCUGAAAGUACAAAAGGUGGUUGUAAAAUAACAUCAACAACAGAAAAGUCAUUAAGUAUAACAGCUGAAAUGCUUGGUCUUGAUCAACAUGAUUUACGUAAUGCCUUAAUAACAAGAGUUUUAAUGACAAAAACAGCUAGUCGUAGUAAGGAAACUGUUAUUUCUGUUCCAUUAAAAGUUCAUGAAGCUCAAAAUGCACGUGAUGCAUUAGCUAAAGCAAUAUAUAUUAGAUUAUUUGAUCAAAUAGUUGCGUUUGUUAAUAAAUCAAUACCAUUUAGUUCAUCAACUUCAUAUAUUGGUAUUCUUGAUAUAGCUGGUUUUGAAUAUUUUCCUAUUAAUUCGUUUGAACAAUUUUGUACUAAUUAUUGUAAUGAAAAAUUACAACAAUUUUUCAAUGAACGUAUACUCAAAGAAGAACAAUUAUUAUAUGAAAAAGAAGGUCUUGGUUUGAAAAAAAUUAGUUAUAUUGAUAAUCAAGAUUGUAUUGAUUUAAUCGAAGCAAAAACAACUGGUUGUUUUGAUUUACUAGAUGAAGAAAGUAAAUUACCAACACCAAGACCAGAACAUUUUACAAAUGAAGUUUAUAAUCGUAAUAAAGGCCAUCCAAGACUUAAUUUUCCACGAAAAUCUAAAUUACGAACAUCACGUGGAAUUCGUGAUGAUGAAGGUUUUCUGGUUCAACACUUUGCUGGUAGUGUUGUUUAUUCAACUGCACAAUUUAUUGAAAAAAAUAAUGAUGCAUUACAUGUAUCACUACUUAGUUUGGCUCAAGAAUCUAGAAAUAGUUUCAUUAAAAGCCUUUUUUCAAACGUAUCCGAACACGAAAAAUCAGUAGGAAAAUUAAAUUUUAUUUCUGUUGGUUCAAAAUUUCGUUCACAAUUAUCCGAUCUUCUGAAUAAAUUACGACGAACUGAUAUUAGUUUUAUUCGUUGUAUUAAACCAAAUCUUCAAAUGGUUCCAAAUUUAUUUGAAGGUGGUCAUAUUCUAAGUCAAUUACAAUGUAGUGGUAUGGUAUCAGUAUUAGAUUUAAUGCAACAAGGUUUUCCAUCACGUACACAGUUUUCUGAAUUAUACGGAAUGUAUAAAUCAUAUUUACCAAAAGAAUUAGCAAGACUUGAUCCACGUCUUUUUUGUAAAGCAUUAUUUAAAGCUUUAAAUCUUCGUGAUACAGAUUUUAAAUUUGGUUUAACAAAAGUUUUUUUUCGUCCCGGAAAAUUUGCUGAAUUUGAUGAAAUUAUGAAAUCUGAUCCAAAGAAUUUAGCUGUACUUAUAUCUAAAGUUAAAAAAUGGAUUUUAUGGACACGAUGGAAAAAAGCUCAAUGGUGUGUUUUAUCAGUUAUUAAACUUAAAAAUAAAAUUCUCUAUCGACGUCAAUGUUUAAUUGAUAUUCAAAGACAUAUUCGUAUGCAUUUAGUUUAUAAACGUUAUGCACCACAAAUUCAAGGUUUAGUUAAAGUUAAAGUAUUAUAUGAACAAGUUUCUUCAAUGGAAAAAAUUGUUAGACAAAUGAAAUUGAAUAAAGAACAAGUUUACAAAUCAGUACAACAAUUAAGACAACGAAUUGAUCAAUUAGUCAAUGAAAUUACAAAUAGAUCUGUGAAUUCAACAUAUAUUGAUAAUGCAUAUAAUGAGCUUGUUUCAUUAAUUGAUCGUGAAUUUCGUCGAUUAAAACAAGUUCUUGCUCAACAAGAAGUAAAAGAAGAAGAACAUUUAAAAAAAAUCCAAAUGGAACUUGAACAUGAAAAAACUAAGAAAAUUGUUGAAAAAAAGCGUUUAGAACAAGAACAAGAAGAAUUUCGACAACGUUCAGCUAUGGCUCAACAUCAAAGAGAACAAGCACAGCUUAAAGGUAAACUUACUGCUGACGAAACAAAACAUCGAAAAAAACGUCAAGUAAAAGAAACAGAUGAAGAAGAUCGUUUUGCUGAAAUGAAUGAACGUGAGCGUCGUGAUUAUGAUUUAGCACGACGUCUUGCUUUAGAAACAGGUGAUGAAGCUGAUUUACCAGAGUUACAACAACCAUAUCGUCGUUUAAUUAAUCCAAAAUAUAAUUUCAAUAGAUAUACAUAUGCUGAAUUACGUGAUUCAAUUAAUACAUCUUGUGAUUGGGAAUUACUUCAAGCUUGUCGAGAAGAAUUGCGUCAACGUGUAAAAUUUUUCUAUGCUUGGAAAUCAAAAAAUCAAAAAAGAAAAAGUCCAUUCGCUUUAAAUAAUAGAAUCGAUGAAAUCGAUGAACAAGCUUUGAAGGAUACUGUAAAUAAUAGCCAUGAUAAUGAUGAUAGUCGUGAUGCUGUUGAGCAUGUAGAAAACGUUGAUCAUAAUGAAAAAGACUUCGGCAGUGAACCAAAUAAUCGACAAAUAGUAUCAAUAGUUGUUCCACCUUCAAUGACUGCUGGUGCAUCAACAUCAAUUGCAUCAAUGAAAAAAGUUGGACAAUUAAUGACUGCUAAUUCAAAAAAGUCUAGUAGUGGUAAAGUAGGUGAACAACGAUAUUUUCGUGUUCCAUUUAUUCGUCCUAAUGAUCAAAAUCGAGAUACACAUGUCGAACAGAAGGAGAAAGGAUGGUGGUAUGGUCAUUUUGAUGGUAAAUGGAUUGCUCGUCAAAUGGAAAUUCAUCCAAAUCAAAAACCAGUACUACUUGUUGCUGGUGUUGAUGAUAUAAAUAUGUGUGACUUAAGUUUAGAUGACACAGGUUUAGCAUCGAAAAAAGGCGCUGAAAUUCUUGAAAGUGAUUUUGAACAAGAAUGGCUUAAACACAAUGGCCGAGAAUAUUUAAAAGCACAUUUUAGACAUAUUAGUUCCAAAUAUGUUGUUCAAUUGCUUCAAAAUUAUCGUUAA